ACAGAGUCAGUUCCACGGUAGAGGUGACCUGACUGAGGCUCAUUUUGCAGGCGUUAAAAUUGUUCUCCCAGUUUUCAGUCAUGUCCGAACAAAUCAGAGUCCCUGUGACUGGAGCAGCUGGUCAGAUUGCAUAUUCAUUGCUGUACAGUAUUGGAAAUGGAUCUGUCUUUGGUAAAGACCAGCCUGUAAUUCUUAUGCUGUUGGAUACCACCCCCAUGAUGGGUGUCCUGGAUGGUGUCCUAAUGGAACUUCAAGACUGUGCCCUUCCCCUCCUGAAAGAUGUCAUCGCAACAGAUAAAGAAGAGGUUGCCUUCAAAGACCUGGAUGUGGCCAUUCUCGUAGGCUCCAUGCCAAGAAGGGAGGGCAUGGAGAGAAAAGAUUUACUGAAAGCAAACGUGAAAAUCUUCAAAUCCCAGGGUGCAGCCUUGGAUAAAUACGCAAAGAAGUCAGUUAAGGUUAUUGUUGUGGGUAAUCCAGCCAAUACCAACUGCCUGACUGCCUCCAAGUCAGCUCCAUCCAUCCCCAAGGAGAACUUCAGUUGCUUGACCCGUUUGGAUCACAACCGAGCUAAAGCUCAAAUUGCUCUUAAACUUGGUGUGACUGCUAAUGAUGUAAAGAAUGUCAUUAUCUGGGGAAACCGUUCCUCAACUCAGUAUCCAGAUGUCAACCAUGCCAAGGUGAAAUUGCAAGGAAAGGAAGUUGGUGUUUAUGAAGCUCUGAAAGAUGACAACUGGCUCAAGGGAGAAUUUGUCACAGGAGAGUUUGUGUCCAUGGGUGUUAUCUCUGAUGGCAAUUCCUAUGGUGUUCCUGAUGAUCUGCUCUACUCAUUCCCUGUUGUAAUCAAGAAUAAGACCUGGAAGUUCGUUGAAGGUCUCCCUAUUAAUGAUUUCUCACGUGAGAAGAUGGAUCUUACUGCAAAGGAGCUGACAGAAGAAAAAGAAACUGCUUUUGAAUUUCUUUCCUCUGCCUGACUAGACAAUAAUGUUACUAACUGCCUCAAAGCUGAAGAAUCUAAAUGUCGUCUUUGACUCAAGUACCAAAUGAUAAUAAUGCUAUACUUAAAUAAAUUGUGAAAAACAACACAUUUUAAAAAUUA
Molecule: messenger RNA, 1096 nt
Organism: Callithrix jacchus (white-tufted-ear marmoset)
Lineage: Eukaryota; Metazoa; Chordata; Mammalia; Primates; Cebidae
Source: RefSeq, a predicted model, not a curated record